AUGGACGAAGAGCGUAGGAAGCAGGUGGGCUUAGACGAGGAUGAGAAAAAGAGUUUUUGGGAGGUUUUGUACAAGGUGGUUAGAGGCGUGCCUAGUUCGGAGAAGAUUUUCAUAGGUGGGGAUUUGAAUAGGCAUAUAGGGUCGUUGCCGUUAGGGUACGAUGAUGUGCAUGGGGGCUUUGGGUUUGGGGUUAGGAAUGAUGAGGGAGCUGCUCUUUUGGAUUUUGCGAGGACCUUUGGGUUGGUGGUAGUGAAUUCCAGCUUUUCGGAGAAUGAAGAACACUUAGUUACUUUCCGUAGUAGGAUAGCAAAGAUUCAGAUUGACUUUUUGCUGCUUAGGAAGAGGGGUCGAGCAUUGUGUAGAGAUUGUAAGGUAAUCCUGUAA
This is a messenger RNA of Capsicum annuum, 384 nucleotides long. RefSeq lists its product as uncharacterized. Bases 1 to 384 code for a protein of 127 amino acids. The transcript is spliced from 2 exons. Lineage: Eukaryota; Viridiplantae; Streptophyta; Magnoliopsida; Solanales; Solanaceae. Gene Ontology annotation, biological process: chromatin remodeling. The record is from RefSeq and is a predicted model, not a curated record. Gene Ontology annotation, cellular component: nucleus.